Molecule: messenger RNA, 1644 nt
Organism: Tauraco erythrolophus (red-crested turaco)
Lineage: Eukaryota; Metazoa; Chordata; Aves; Musophagiformes; Musophagidae
Source: RefSeq, a predicted model, not a curated record
GCCAACUACAUCGACAAGGUGCGCUUCCUGGAGCAGCAGAACAAGAUCCUGCUGGCCGAGCUGGAGCAGCUCAAGGGCAAGGGCACGUCCCGCCUGGGCGACCUUUACGAGGAGGAGAUGCGGGAGCUGCGCCGGCAGGUGGACUUCGCCAACUACAUCGACAAGGUGCGCUUCCUGGAGCAGCAGAACAAGAUCCUGCUGGCCGAGCUGGAGCAGCUCAAGGGCAAGGGCACGUUGCAGGAGGAGAUGCUGCAGCGGGAGGAGGCCGAGAACACCCUGCAGUCCUUCAGACAGGAUGUUGACAAUGCCUCUCUGGCACGUCUUGAUCUUGAACGCAAAGUUGAGUCCCUGCAAGAGGAGAUUGUCUUCUUGAAGAAGCUUCAUGAUGAGGAAAUCCGAGAACUGCAGGCCCAACUCCAGGAACAGCACAUCCAAAUUGAUAUGGAUGUUUCCAAGCCUGAUCUUACUGCUGCCCUGCGUGACGUUCGCCAACAGUAUGAAAGCGUUGCUGCUAAGAAUCUUCAGGAAGCUGAAGAGUGGUACAAGUCCAAAUUUGCAGAUCUCUCCGAAGCUGCUAAUAGGAACAACGAUGCCCUGCGCCAGGCCAAACAAGAAGCUAAUGAAUACCGCAGACAGAUCCAGUCUCUCACCUGUGAAGUGGAUGCCCUUAAGGGAAGCAAUGAAUCCCUGGAGCGCCAGAUGCGUGAAAUGGAGGAGAACUUUGCUGUUGAAGCUGCUAACUACCAAGACACUAUUGGCCGUCUGCAGGAUGAGAUUCAGAACAUGAAGGAAGAAAUGGCUCGCCAUCUCCGCGAGUACCAGGACCUGCUGAAUGUAAAGAUGGCUCUUGAUAUCGAGAUUGCCACCUACAGAAAACUGCUGGAGGGUGAAGAGAGCAGGAUUAACAUGCCUAUUCCAACCUUUGCUUCUUUGAACCUGAGAGAAACCAACAUUGAGUCUCAGCCAAUGGUUGACACUCACUCAAAGAGGACACUUCUUAUUAAGACCGUUGAAACUAGAGAUGGACAGGUUAUUAAUGAAACUUCCCAGCAUCAUGAUGACUUGGAGUAAAGCUGAAGUGAAGAUGCAUACUUACUAAUGCAGGAGAAAUUCUUACCAGCAAGAUUUAAAAGUCCAUGUCUUAAAGGAAGAAACAGCUUUCAAGUGCCUUUCUGCAGUUUUUCCAUGAGCGCAAGAUUAUUAUGCUAGGAAAUAGGUCUUAGAUCUUGCAAACUGACUCUCCCUGAAGGAUUAGAGUUUACAAUGGAGUCUAGUUUACAAAUAGCAAUAUCUUGUGCUGCAAUACUGUUUUUAAGUAUCUGAAUUCAAUAAAACUGCUUUUUCCAGCACCGUAUGAGCAACCUGUCGCUACUUCAAUAAAUCUUUGAAAAAUGGCUCUUGAUGUGUUCUAAUUUGUUAACUUCAUGACUUUUGGAAAGCCAUAACAACAUAAUGCUGGAAUUACUAUACGGUUGACAUCUCCAGUACUGGUUGUGUGGAAUGCUGUUUUUUCAGUUUAACUAGAUAAGCUGUCUUACUUACUGCUUAGGUUUUGGAACCAACUAAAAUGGACUAUAACUGGCAGAUGCAUUAUGUAUUAUGAAAUUUCUUAUCACUUGAAUAAAAUAUGAUACUUCAAGCUAA